Haplochromis burtoni (Burton's mouthbrooder) is the source of this 2021-nucleotide messenger RNA. RefSeq names its product calponin 1, basic, smooth muscle, b (gene cnn1b). Gene Ontology annotation, biological process: actomyosin structure organization. The record is from RefSeq and is a predicted model, not a curated record. Gene Ontology annotation, molecular function: actin binding. NCBI's taxonomy places the organism in Eukaryota, Metazoa, Chordata, Actinopteri, Cichliformes, Cichlidae. Bases 296 to 1189 code for a protein of 297 amino acids. The transcript has 7 exons.
CGCGGCCAAUCAGAGAGCACACACAUGGGAAGAGUUUUAAAAAGAUUCGGAAAAGUGUUGGAAAGUUGUCCAAAAGCCUCCGCCAGCAGGUCCGAGCACGACUGGGGCGAAUAAUAAUAUUAUUAAUAAAAAGAAAAGGGGGUAAAAGAUACCCGCGGAUUUGUUUGGGACUUUCUCUGCGUGCUUUCCCUGCCUUGUUUGGACAGAGAGCUCUAACCUGCUUCUCCAUUUUUAAAGCUCUCCCCUAGCUCCACUGUAAAUAGCCAAAAAAGAAAAGAAAAGAAAACCCGACAGAAUGACAACACAUUUCAGGAGCGGCCCAGCCUUCGGACUCUCCGCCGAGGUCAAGAGUAAGCUUGCAGGAAAAUAUGACCCACAUAAGGAAGAGGAGCUGAGACUGUGGAUUGAAGAUGUGACUGGCAAAAGGACCGGGGACAGCUUCAUGGAUAGCCUGAAAGAUGGAGUACUAUUGUGCGAGCUCAUAAAUGCUCUCCAGCCGGGCUCUGUGAAAAAGAUCAACCACUCCAGUCAAAACUGGCACCAGCUGGAAAACAUAGGGAAUUUCGUCCGAGCCAUCACGGAGUACGGCCUGAAGCCACACGACAUCUUUGAGGCCAACGAUCUGUUUGAGAAUGUCAACCACACUCAGGUCCAGUGCACACUCAUCGCUCUGGCUGGAAUGGCCAAGUCCAAAGGUUUCCACUCGAAGUACGAUAUAGGCGUGAAGUACGCAGAGAAACAGCAGCGGCGCUUCGCUCCCGAGAAGCUCAGGGAGGGACGUAACAUCAUAGGCCUGCAGAUGGGCACUAACCAGUUUGCCAGUCAAAAGGGCAUGACCUCUUACGGGACACGACGCCAUUUGUAUGAUGCCAAAAUAGGCAUGGACACCCCUGACCAAUCUACUAUCAGCCUACAGAUGGGCACCAACAAGGGAGCCAGCCAGUCCGGCAUGACGGCUCCAGGAACCAGGAGGCAUAUUUUUGACAAGAACCUGAAGCUGGAGGACUGUGACACCACCACAAUCUCUCUGCAGAUGGGCACCAACAAAGGGGCCUCUCAACAGGGCAUGACCACUUAUGGCCUGCCCCGCCAAGUCUACGACAACAAGUACUGCAUCAACCCCACUGAGGCCAACUGCAACAACGGGAGCGAGGUGGAGUUUGAUGGCUACAACCAGUACUCUGACUAAGGGGAAAAACCAUGGACAGCAGCAUCCUCCCUCUCCCUCUCCCUCACCCCAACCCAACCCCCACCCCCUCACCCCUUUUUUUUCGCUUUUACUUUAGACAGCCAGCUGCGACUGUCCUUGCGACGAUCAGACCUUUCAGAUCGAUUGACGUCAUUGUCUGCUUCAUUUCCCGUCUUUUAUAAACAAGUUUUUGACUCUUCAGCUUAUUGUUUGGCUUUCCGUGAGUAAAAGAGAAGAAAUGUGUUUACACUGACCUUCCGUCACAAAAAAAUGUGGUGGCCAAGUUCAGUCGCUCUAGUUAAUGAUGUUAUUGUUACAGCUAAAAAUAACCACGCUCUGAAGUGGAGACUUUUUGAUCUUUUGCAAUUUAUAGUCUUUUGUUUUGUUUUUUUUUUUGUUUUUUUUUUUCCCUAAAGCUUUUUAUACUUGCAUCGUAAUUUAGAAAUUUUUUUUUUUUUACCCCCGUGUAGCCAGUCCAGUUUGAACAUAAUGAAGCAAAAUAUGCAAAGUUCCUGGAGGGCAAACAAGUUGGUGCUAUUGAACUUCGACCCAGUUGGAACACGUCCACAUUAAGAGCUCUGCAGGCUCCAGGAUACCACUCCUUUGGAUGACACACAAGCUCUGGGUCCACAGACUGAUCGCGAUGCGCAGCUUUUGUGCGGACAUUGCUUUUCUUUUCUUUCUUUUUUUUCACCGCAAGCACCUGCGCUAACCAAUAGUCAUGUUAAGUCUGCUAAAUUACCCAUUGUGCCAUUUUUGCAGGGCUCAUUUACAUGGCUUGUUGUGGAGCAUUUCAGAGUUUGUUUACUGAGAAAGUCUUUUUUUUUUUUUU